This is a messenger RNA of Nyctereutes procyonoides (raccoon dog), 2641 nucleotides long. It is a transcript of the gene GUCA1B, whose product is annotated as guanylate cyclase activator 1B. The record is from RefSeq and is a predicted model, not a curated record. Gene Ontology annotation, biological process: visual perception. Gene Ontology annotation, cellular component: cone photoreceptor outer segment; photoreceptor inner segment. The transcript is spliced from 4 exons. Gene Ontology annotation, molecular function: calcium sensitive guanylate cyclase activator activity; calcium ion binding. NCBI's taxonomy places the organism in Eukaryota, Metazoa, Chordata, Mammalia, Carnivora, Canidae. The coding region runs from base 930 to 1535 and encodes 201 amino acids.
UUUAUUCAUGAGAGACAGAGAGAGGCAGAGACCUAGGCAGCAGGAGAAGCUUGAAGCGGUACUCAAUCCCAGGACCCAGGAUCACAACCUAAGCCGAAGGCAGAUGCUCAUCCUCUGAGCCACCCAGGUGUCCCUUGAAGAUAUCAUUUUAAUAUUACCUUAAAAUAAGCACAAAUAUAUCAUUGAUUAAAAAAUAAAUUUGCAGGGCAUUCAGUGUAAAAAAGCAAAAGCCUCAGAGAGUUCAAGCCACUCGCCCAAAUCCUUCUCAAGUAUUCAUGCUUAGGAGAGAAAGUAGCCACAGCCCUGUCUCUCGGUCUUGGGUGAAGAGUGUUGGAGGGAAGCAUUUGUACUUUAAAUUGGAAAAUGGAACAUUUCCAAGACUCAAGGGUGUGACUUGCUGGGCCUAAGUCACAUCAUAGAUUCUGCUGAUUCUCGUUGGACCAGGUGGAGGAGUGAGGCCCAGAUCGCCAGCGGCUUCUAUUUGUUGGGCUAGGAGUUGGUCUUGCUCCCUCUCUGGACUUUGGAGUCUGUGUCUCCAGCAUGGUGUCCAACUAAAGGACUAGGGGGCAUGUGUGAGAUAGUAGCGUGUCAGUUUCCUGCCCCUCCCCUUCAGGAUCUGCUGGGGAGGCUUAGUUGCAUGGUUGUCGAGACUGAAGGGGAGGGGUGAGGCUGGGGGAGCUUAGCUGACUGGAGGUCAGACCUUCCAGAGGAAUCUUCUAAUGAUCUUAGGGCGCUUAGCUGGCCUGGUCCCUCCCCCCACCCCCCUGCCACCUGCCCCCUACCCUGCCUGUCCUGUUCAGUUGCCAGGAGAUGGUGAGGAGGCUGGCUAAGUAGAGGGGAGGCAGGAAGUGACUGCAGGCCUAAGGCAUCAUCCACAGCAGCCCAGAGGAGGCGCGGACCCUUGCUCCUUGACAUUGCUCCAGGCCAGGAUGGGGCAGCAGUUCAGCUGGGAGGAGGCGGAGGCGGCCGGCGAGAUGGACGUGGCUGAGCUCCAGGAGUGGUACAAGAAGUUCGUGGUGGAGUGCCCCAGCGGCUCUCUCUUCAUGCACGAGUUUAAGCGUUUCUUCAAGGUCACGGGCAAUGAGGAGGCCACCCAGUAUGUAGAGGGCAUGUUCCGAGCCUUCGACAAGAAUGGGGACAACACCAUUGACUUCCUGGAGUAUGUGGCAGCCCUGAACCUUGUGCUGAGGGGCACACUGGAGCACAAGCUCAAGUGGACCUUUAAGAUCUAUGACAAGGACCGCAAUGGCUGCAUCGACCGACUGGAACUGCUUGACAUUGUGGAGGCGAUCUACAAGCUGAAGAAAGCCUGCAGGGUGGAGAUGGAGUCUGAGCAGCAAGGACAACUGCUCACACCUGAGGAGGUGGUGGACAGGAUCUUCCUUCUGGUGGAUGAGAACGGAGAUGGUCAGCUCUCCCUGAAUGAAUUCAUUGAAGGCGCCCGCCGCGACAAGUGGGUGAUGAAGAUGCUGCAGAUGGAUGUGAAUCCCGGUGGCUGGAUCUCCCAGCAGAGGCGGAGAAGUGCCAUGUUCUGAGGAGUCUGGACUAGUCCACAGGCCCCUCCAAGACUCCAUACUCGCCAGGUUUCCAGAAUAGUGAGAGGGUGCCAGGCCCAGCCUGCUGAUGCUCACUCUCAUCUGGCACCCACUAUGAAAGGGGUUGGGGCCGAGGGGGGUGGAUAGGGGUUUUAGUCUGAAGUGACCAGCAAGACACAGUCCCCUGGGAGGAGUUACUGGCGUGGUGAAGGGAAAUGGCUUCUCUCCUGCCAGAGGCUUCUGGGGAAAAAAUGCUUUGGCUGGGUGGUUGUGGGGCGUCCACAAUUUCCUGCAUGGUUCAUAGCUGGAAGCAGGGGAAGACCGAGAGAUGGAGGGGUCCCACAGAUCAAACCGGCAAUGAGACUGCCCACACAGUGUGAGGCAGCCUGCUAGAAGGCAGGGGGCUAGAAGUCUGUCCGCAAGGGAAAAUUGCAGCUAGUAAGGCUCCCGUCUUCCCGGCUGUGCUUAAAGGAGCUGUUUCAGCUCUGCCCUGGUGCUGCUCCCCCAGCCCCUGCUGCCAGCCUACACCCUGACACCACCUCCUCCCCACCUUCCUACCCCUCCACACCGGCCUUUCCAACCCCCACCCCAUGGACCUGCCUGCCGGGAUUCCCAGCCACAAGCGGGAUUCCCAGCCACAAGCCGGUUGAGUCUCCCUGAAGGACAGGGAGACCUUUCUCUGUCUCUGGGGAGAACUUGUUCUAGGCCAGGCUUUGCCUCCAGCUGGUAUGGGACCCAAGAUGGCCCUUUCUCUCUCUCCCUAACCUCAAUGAUCUUACCUGCACAGUGAGCAAGUUGGACAAAACAGGCAGUUUUCUGAUUAUUAUGUUUAAAUGUGGAAUUACUUUGUCAUACAAACUUUGUGUGCAACCUCAAUGUACAAACUAGAUUUCAAAUAAAGGGAGUCAUUCUGGCUGAAGUUGGCGGGGGUAGGGGGUGGGGUGAGGAACUCAGAACAGGAACUCAUUUGAAUAGAUAUGUUUUUAUGUUGAUGGAUGAAAAAUAAAACUCACCUACUGAACUGCAGUUUCACAGGCAUGAUAUUAAUGUAUAAAGUUUCCUUCAGAAAUAAAUUUUAGGGGUGCACCCAAGUGGCUCACUGGUUG